AUGGAGGUGGAUACAACGCCUGCUGAAGCAAAAGUCACUCAAACUGUUUCGAACCUUGGACCUGGCACCUAUGAUCGUAUUCAAACCCUUAGAGACUUCCACAUUCGUCUUCAGUCCAUCCGACAUAUACCUUCGUUACUAUUGAGGCAUCCGUCUGGAUCCUCCCUAUCUCAUGAAAAUGAAUUUACUCCUCCAUUCGACCCAGCCGACCACGACUUUGCAGCUCCAUUCCACACUACUCCAACACAGGACUUUCGCACCCUAAAAACCAUAGCCGAUGCUCUACGAUCUGAAAAACUACAAGAAGCGCUCAAGGUUGCCCGCGAGAGCGAAGAGGCCGAUAAGAGCGAUCUUGGCUUGUUCCAGAGAGACAGUCGCAAACGGAAACGACCACUGUCUCCGGUCGGCUCACCUCAGCCUUACAUACCUCCGCCACCGCGAACUUCAUCAUUAUUCCCACCCAUUGAGGAUGAGUCUCCAUGCUUGCGCGCCGAGGGACUGGUAGAAUAUAUUCGAGAAUUCAAUAGAGGUGACAUAAAGUCACCCCCCGGCCCAGGGACCAGUGAAUCUUUCCAGCCGAAAUGUAGACUUUACAUAUGGUCCAGGACACGGUCGCCACAACUUUACCGAUCAAUGAAUGGGCCGCCACCAAAGUUGACUAGUCCCGUAAUCUUACGGUUCACAAUCGAAGAUGUACUUACGGCUUACGUCUCCCUCGUGUUCACCCACUCGGAAGAUCCACUCCUUGUAGAGAGUGUAACCGCCUUUGGUCCCAGAGAGAUGAAGUUGCCCCACAUGCAGUCCGACUAUCUCGCGUUUCAAGUACUAUCUCAGCAUAUCGCAAAAAUGGUCCAGUCUCAUCCGCAAGUUCCUCUUCAGACGCUCGUCUAUCUUUUGGUGUCUUAUCAGGGACUUUUUGUCGACCGAUGUACUAGUUGCGAACGGGUGCUCUCGGUUGAGGGCCAUGUUCCUCCCGCUGGGCGUCUAUGGAUUCCUACUCAGCAACCUAUUGAUCUUGAUGUGAACAAAACAGAUGAACCUGAUCCCGGUGUUAUCAUUAAUCCAGACGCUACUCCCGCGAGGAGUCAAACCACGGAUCAUCUCGUUGGACAUUGGGAAUCACGUCAUGUUACAUGUAUGUACAACUGA
This is a messenger RNA of Suillus subaureus, 1149 nucleotides long. RefSeq lists its product as uncharacterized. NCBI's taxonomy places the organism in Eukaryota, Fungi, Basidiomycota, Agaricomycetes, Boletales, Suillaceae. The record is from RefSeq and is a predicted model, not a curated record. The transcript has 4 exons. Gene Ontology annotation, cellular component: mediator complex. Bases 1 to 1149 code for a protein of 382 amino acids.